Vitis riparia (riverbank grape) is the source of this 828-nucleotide messenger RNA. RefSeq lists its product as uncharacterized. Lineage: Eukaryota; Viridiplantae; Streptophyta; Magnoliopsida; Vitales; Vitaceae. Gene Ontology annotation, biological process: root development; shoot system development. The record is from RefSeq and is a predicted model, not a curated record. Bases 1 to 828 code for a protein of 275 amino acids. The transcript is spliced from 2 exons.
AUGGCCACAAAAGCCCAGUAUCAUGUUCAGUCAAUCAGCUUGCCCUCUAGGCCACACCCUCUCAUUCCUGAAUUUGAUGAGCGUUUGUGCAGAUUAAGAGCUUCUCAAGCCAUCUCUUCAUCAUUAUCAAUAAGCCACAAAUUGAGUGGCCUUAAAGAUCUACAUGAUUGUGUAGAUGACUUGCUUCUGUUACCGCUUACUCAACAGACCUUAGCCCAACACCGCCAUGAGAAAUGUGUUGAUGAGCUGUUGGAUGGUUCUCUUAAGCUGUUGGAUGUGUGUGGCACUCCUAAGGAUGCCUUGUUACAGACAAGGGAACAUGCACAAGAACUUCAAUCAAGUCUGCGAAGAAGGAAGAAGGUAAAGAAGGCACUGCACAAGGCCCUAAGGAAUGUGACGGGCAUGGAGAACAAGUGCAGUUUCUCUCCCUUGAACAAAGACCCUGAAACUAUCUCCUUGGUUUGCAUGUUAAAAGAGGUGGGAACAGUCACUCUUACAGUGCUUGAAUCUUUGUUGUCCUCAAUAGCAGGGGCAGCAGCAAGAUCUAAACCAGGUAGCUGGUCUUUGGUCUCAAAACUGAUCCACCACAAGUGUAUGGCUUGCGAGGAAACAGAAAAAUAUCUUAGUGAAUUUGAAAAGGUGGAUAGUUCAUUGUGCACACUCAUUGGCCACAAGACCAAAUCUGUUAACCAGAUGCCUGUUGAUAAUGUACAAAAUGUAUUAGAAAAAUUGGAAUCAAGUAUUGAAGAUCUUGAAGAAAGGAUAGAGUUCCUAUCAAGGCAUUUAAUCAAAACUAGGGUGUCUCUCCUCAACAUCCUCAACCACUAG